AUGCAUAUGGAUAAUGAAUUCUUGAAUGUUGCUUCGGAGCAAAAAGCCGAAGAGUCUGUGGAGGAGCUCGAGGAUCUGUCAAGGAGUGAAACACCAAAGAAGGAAAAAAGUGACAGAAAACGAGGAAAAAAGAGCAAAAACGACGACGACAUUUUGGAGCGACUUUAUCGGGAUGUAUCGGCGAUUCUCGAGUCCCACGACGAUAGGCUCGAACACGGUGAAAUCGACGGUUCGAUGGUGUCUUCUGAGAAUAUAACAAAGUGGAAGAAAAUGUAUGCAGGCCUUUACGAUGAACUAGAGAAAGUCCGCAAUAUGCUGCUCAUCCAGCACAAUAUCAAUCAGAAGCAGACCACUGAGAUAACGCUGUUGCAAGAGGAGAUGGAGGCAGUGAAGGUGCGAUACGAAACGAAACUGAAAGAGAUGAGAGAUAAGGUCGUAGAGAAGCAGAAGAAAGUACUCCUACUCGAAGAGCAGAUCCGCUCCAUCGCCUACGGUACUCAGAAACCAAUUCCGCUGAAGGCUGUGGAAACCAAGAACGAGUUCUCAACAGAACUUUCCAUUAUGUUCACCUCUAUCAGUCUCACAGAUGACUUCGUCGCUAGUGUUGGCGUGUGCCCUGCGUAUUUCUUGUCCCUGGAGUUUUUCGACUUCGAACUGCAGACUACACCAAUUCUGACGAAUCAGACGAACACUCUAGACUUCACCACGAUCUACAGUGUGGUGGUGUCAGACCUUUUUGUGCAUUACAUCGAGACAAAUGGUAUCACGAUAGAAAUGUAUUCUCCGCAAAACACCGCAUAUAAACUGUUGGCUGCUGGAGUAGUAACACUCAAGCCUCUACUGCAGAAAGGCGCGAAAAGUCGUUUGGUCGGGGAGCUGAAGCUGAUCUCACUGGAGUCUGGCACAACUGUUGCCACACUCAAGUACGAAUUGAACACAACAGAACAAUUAGGAAAAGCCAUCACGAGCUUCCAGGUACAGCUUCGUCUUAUCUUUUGA
Molecule: messenger RNA, 999 nt
Organism: Cooperia oncophora
Lineage: Eukaryota; Metazoa; Nematoda; Chromadorea; Rhabditida; Trichostrongylidae
Source: the annotation of a GenBank genome assembly